This is a messenger RNA of Closterium sp. Naga37s-1, 897 nucleotides long. NCBI's taxonomy places the organism in Eukaryota, Viridiplantae, Streptophyta, Zygnematophyceae, Desmidiales, Closteriaceae. The record is from the annotation of a GenBank genome assembly.
AUGAUUUACGUCUUUAAUCGCAACGGCUGCAUCUUCUACCGGGAAUGGUACCGUCCGAACCCGCCAAACACGGACGAUCACAAGCUCAUGUUCGGGCUCGUCUUCUCCCUCCGCUCCUUCACCGCCAAAAUGGAUCCCGUCAAUGGUGCAUCAGGCGAUGGCUGCUCCUUCCAUUCCUUCCGCACCAACACUUACAAGCUGAACUACCUUGAGACCCCCUCAGGCAUUAAGGCAAAGACUAUCGAACAUGCGAAGAAGCAUCGAGCAGAGCCAGUGGUGCUGUCGGUAUUGAGAGAGAACCUCGGCAAUGCGCACAACUCGGUCACUCUCUUCCCAGCGCGCGACGCCAUGAGCCAUGACCGCCUUGUGUACUCGGGCGACCUGUCAGCCGAAGACUUCAGAGCUGUUAAACAGAUUCGGCCGCUCUUACGCCUGGAGUACCUCCGAGGUCAAAACGCGGCGAACAUCAGGCACGGCUUGACGGGAGAGGUUCUUAUGAUGGUGGUGACAGAGGCGAGUGACGGCGAGUGGAACCAAAGGCCAGGAUUGAGUUUCAGGUGUGGACCGGAGACUGAGGCUCGAGUGUACAGCAACGGCCUGCCAGUAGGAAUCAACAUCUGCAGCAACUACCUCGCAAUCUCCCCGCCCCCGGUCCAGCAAGAUGGGUCCAAUUUCGACUUCGGUCCAUCCAUGGUGGAAUUGGUGAAGACAUGGGAGAACCGAGCUCUGGUGCUGUCGCACAGGGAGCCUGGUGGCUAUCCUGGGGCUAAAGUCGCCGCUUUCACUAAAGUGGGGGGUCACCGAGUAUCGGUCUUUCGAUUGCUGGAUAAGGGGGCGUUGGAUCCAAUCGUCGCGAUUGCCCUUUCUUGGUUCAAUGAUGUCGAGACGACUUUGUGA